AUGCAACUCUCGGGAUGUCUGCUGUUUGCUUUCCUUACGGUUGCUCGUUCGCAAGAGUGCUAUGACGAUGGAAAUGAGUUUUGCAUCGAUGAAAACGAUAUUCUAUCCGCGGAUCUACUUCCUGGAUCUUUUUUGCUCAUGGAUCAAACGUAUCAUCUACAAAACUUAUCUAGAUCGACAGAUGACAAUAGUAUCGAUGGAUCACCCGAGACUGCAUUUGACGAGAUGGAGUUUCAUAGGAAGAAAAUGAACGAAUUUUUACUACACGAGUACAUGGCUGAAGAAAUUCUGAAGGGGAUGUAUUUUACAAAAUCAAUACGAGUAAAGCGAAAGAAUGAUGCAUCGUCGGCUAGCUUCCUUACUGAUUUUCUUGAUGCACCCAACGUCACAGCUUAUGACAAACUUCGAGCAGAUGAGGGCAGCAAGUAUUACAAACAAUGGCUCAAUAGACCAACAACACUGGAAGACGUUUAUCGCCAUAUUGAUGCAACGAAAAAUAUUCAAAAAAAGCAUGAAGUCUACGAGUCAGAUCCCGAUGGAGAAAUUGAGGGUGAGCUUAUGGUUAUGAAGACUCCUGUAUCACAGGGAAAAAUAGGACGACCGCCCCACAUGGAUCCAUUUAUUUCUUCAUCAACGGGUCAUUUCCCAAGCUACGACUGGCCUAUGUCUCAUCCGCCUAUCCAGCAUUCGGUCGAGCACAUCCACGUACAUUCCCCACCCUACGAAGAGGAGCAUUACCAUGAACCUAUUUACCACAGCAAAGGCAAGGGCCAUGAACUGACAAUCACGGACUUUUUUGAAAUUGCCCUUACUGCUUUGGCUUUCCUUGCAUUUGGCUUAUUUGUCAUUCAACUUCUUAUGAACAUUACUGCUCCGGCAAUGGCAACGACGACGACAGCGCAAACGAUAUUGGCAGACUUUGACACGCGAUUCAAGCGCGAGGCACUGUAUACACCACCGUUGAGUUACACGAGCAACGAGGAAGUAAACGAGUUAGCCGAACGAGUGCUUCGCUCGAUCGAGGCUGUAUUGGUGGCUCAAUCUGACAAUGGCAAUUGUCUUAGAAGGCUACUUUGCGAAGACAAUCGGUUUUCCAGAGAUACCGAGAAUGGACAUCGAAUUUGGAUUCCCGUUUGGAGUCUAGGGAUGAGCUGGGCAUCGAGUAGAGUACUGACACGUCGACCUUGGUCGGCAAUGCUGGACUCGGUGAAGGCGUCGGUACUGGGUCUGGGUAAAGCCGACUGCGCGACCCUCUAUCCCGACUGCGAACUUGGUCGAGAGCGAAUUAAAAGACGUCGACGUAGGAGAAAGCGUUGA
This is a messenger RNA of Phymastichus coffea, 1317 nucleotides long. RefSeq lists its product as uncharacterized. The record is from RefSeq and is a predicted model, not a curated record. Lineage: Eukaryota; Metazoa; Arthropoda; Insecta; Hymenoptera; Eulophidae. The transcript is spliced from 6 exons. Bases 1 to 1317 code for a protein of 438 amino acids.